Molecule: messenger RNA, 2945 nt
Organism: Rhagoletis pomonella (apple maggot)
Lineage: Eukaryota; Metazoa; Arthropoda; Insecta; Diptera; Tephritidae
Gene: dy
Source: RefSeq, a predicted model, not a curated record
AAAAGGAAUAUCGAAAACACAAACAUCGACUUGCAGCUUACCCAUAUCGGCGGCAAAAAAACGACAAUUACAACUACAACAACUCGAACAACCGUCACACACAUUAAACGAACAGUAGUAGCACAACAACACUAUGCGAAAGAUGCGGAUCAAAAAGAUUUGGUUGACUGUUACGUUUUUCCUUUCACUGCAGAUUGCGCUUGCAGAUGAUGUUGACGUUGUCAAAGCCAUCAGUGGCACAGAAGAGAUAUCCGAACAUGACAAUGAAGUUGAUCAGGUGGCGUUGGAAUCGGAAUCGGAACCACAACAGCCGCCAAAAGUGCUUUACCAGCACAACAUACAGCAGCAGCAACCGGGACCGGCCCGAAGUAAAUUACCGCCAAUCUUAAAAACUAUGCAAUCUAAUUUAUUAUAUGUUUCCCUCUCCUCCACAUUAGGCAACCAUCAGAGCAUUCCCUUGAGUCUUGGACAACCCUUCGGUCCACCACCACCACCCGCUCAACUAGCCUACCAGGGUCCACCGCCGCCAUUACCACCACAGCGGCCACCGCCACAGCAAGUGCAUGCGCCACAAGUGCUGCCCGAUUUGAGUGUUGGCGCCUCGAGCAACAACGAAAUUUGGUCUUCACCAGUGCAGGAUAUGCCAAAGAUUAUCUCGUUGGAUGUGAAGUGCGAAAAGAACGGCAUGAAAGUUUUUGUGAAAUUCGAUAAACCUUUCUACGGCAUCGUUUUCUCGAAGGGACACUACAGCAACAUGAAUUGCGUGCAUUUACCCUCUGGAUUGGGACGCACAUCGGCCACAUUCGAUAUUGGACUGCAUGAGUGCGGCACUUCGGGCAACACAGAGAACGGCUUGUAUGGCUAUGGGCAUGAGUCGGGUUCGGGCACCUAUUUCGAAAAUAUCAUCGUCAUACAGUAUGAUCCACAAGUGCAGGAGGUGUGGGAUCAAGCGCGCAAGUUACGUUGCACUUGGCACGAUCAAUACGAGAAAAGCGUAACAUUCCGCCCGUUCCCCGUCGAUAUGUUGGAUGUGGUGCGCGCAGACUUUGCAGGUGACAAUGUGGGUUGUUGGAUGCAGAUACAGGUUGGCAAGGGACCAUGGGCUUCCGAGGUGUCUGGAUUGGUGAAGAUCGGCCAAACGAUGACAAUGGUGUUGGCUAUCAAGGACGAUGACUCUAAGUUCGAUAUGCUUGUACGUAACUGUGUAGCGCACGAUGGCAAGCGUGCACCCAUACAAUUGGUAGAUCAACGCGGUUGCGUUACACGACCAAAGCUUAUGUCACGAUUUACGAAAAUCAAAAAUUUCGGAGCCUCCGCUUCGGUGCUCUCGUACGCGCACUUCCAAGCAUUCAAGUUCCCCGAUUCAAUGGAAGUGCAUUUCCAGUGCACAAUACAAAUCUGUCGUUAUCAGUGUCCCGAUCAAUGCUCUGAUCCCAAUUUGCAAGAAGUUCAUCACUUACAAGUUGGUCCGGAGUCGCAAUAUGGACCACCACCACCGCAAUUGCACGUUGACACCUACCAUGUGAGCAGCGGCAUUGGCAAGCGACGUGACGAGCGACGCGUCCAACGUCGUACGCGUGCCGUCGAUCCAGAGCAGGAAGUUGGACUUAAUCGUAUUAUCAAAGUCGUCUCGUCGGGUGACCUCACCUUCGCCAUUGACGAUCAGAUGAACGGCACAUCAGCGGCCACACCUCAAACGAUGGUGUUUCCAGCGCGCGAAGAUGGACUCAUCUGCAUGACGACACCCGGUUUCGCGAUCACACUGAUCAUACUGCUCGGUAUUCUAAUAACAUCCUGUCUAAUAUCAGCUGUGCUGUAUGUGCGCUUGCGGCCAUUCUCCACAUUCAGCCAUUCGGAGAAGGAACGUGCGGUGGCCUACACAAAUCCGCAAUUGACUGGUGCAUUGCCGGUCAUUCAAAUACCAGGACCACCGCCAACUGUUGCCCACACUGGUACACUCACCAAAACCCGAACGCACACAUGAACAUUGAAACGGAGAAUAUAAACAUUAUGACGAUUACGAAUUGGACUCGGUAUGCCGAGAUUUCUUUUAUAGUAUGUAUGUAUGUAUGAAUAUGUAGCUGCAGGUCGCGCGUACUACAUUCAGCAACCUCACCGAUCCGAUGCGAACUGAUUGUCCGCUGCAUUGGAUGGGUACUAACGUUGUCACCAUACAACACAAUCACAAUAGUCUUCUCUUGUUUGCAAUCGCUCUCGAGGCGGGUGUUUAUUUACAUAGUUAAGUUAUGAGCGUAGGGUCUAAAGAUUACAUGCAUUGACAUGUACGUAUGUAUGUAGUAGUGUAAUUUUAGCUUGUAGCUAUUUGUAUUUCUUUGCUUUUACAAAGUAAUGUAUUAAUUAUUAUUCGACAGUUCAAAAGCACAGAACCAGAUUACAUACUAAUUUGUGGUUAAAAUUGAGAACUUUUCGACGAGCCUUUCGAGUCUGUUUGGGCCUUCUGUAUUGGUGGCAGUUUAGCGCUUACAAUUUUAAUAAAAUUUAAAUAUAUAAAUGAAGACUAGUUUUUAAGUUUAUACAUACAAAUGUAGUUUGAUCCUUAAAUACAAACAUAUAUAUGUAUACGAAAAAAAUUUGAAGAUAUAUGCAGUAAAACCCGGUGCUAAGCCAUAUUCAAAGUUCAAAUGAAGCCAAGCGACUUUUGUACAAAGGCUUUAUCGACGAAGAGCUGUCUGCGGCUUGAUUUAAUGCCGCAAAAUAAAUUUCCAACAAUAGGUAUGUCAGUGAUAUCGAGUUCAGCUUAAUAUUAUGUACGUAUGUAUUUAAAUCAGUUAAUAUUCAAUGAACUUAUAUUUUCAUAUAAAAUAUUAUUCAAUUCAGCGCGAAUUCAGCUUGUUAAAAUGAAUUCAGCACAUAUUUAUGCUGGUGUUAAAUGCGACUUCGGCUCAAGUAACCAAUUCAGCUUGUUAAAAUGAAUUCAACACAGA